Molecule: messenger RNA, 2952 nt
Organism: Salarias fasciatus (jewelled blenny)
Lineage: Eukaryota; Metazoa; Chordata; Actinopteri; Blenniiformes; Blenniidae
Gene: hmmr
Product: hyaluronan-mediated motility receptor (RHAMM)
Exons: 17
Coding region: 77-2809 (910 amino acids)
Cellular component (GO): membrane
Molecular function (GO): hyaluronic acid binding
Source: RefSeq, a predicted model, not a curated record
GGCAGAGUUGGGAGCUUUGUGGAUUUGUGGAGCUUUGCGAUUCGGAACAGUCGGCUGUCUUCCACCGAGAAAUAAAAUGUCCUUUUCGAGAGCACCGUUGAAACGUUUCAACGAGACCGUUGGUUGCGCCCCUCCGCCGGGAAGCUACGACAUCAAACCCGGGGACCUGAAGGGAGCGGCGUCUUUCGAUCGCUCGAGUCGCUUCAAACAUCCCAAAGACGCAGCGGGCACUGCCAUGCAGCCUCCACCAUCCCCCUCCAGAGAUGCCCUCUCCACCCCUGUCCGCAGGGCAAUGUCUGUUGAUAUGCUGGUUGAUGGCUCCAGUGCCAGGAAGGAGAAGACGUGCAUGACAGCGGACAGAAAACAACAGAAAUUCUUGGAGAAAGAGAUCCGGUCCCUGGUGCAGCAGCGAGGGGAGCAGGACCGGCAGCUCCAGGCCCUGAGAGAGGAGUUGAAGAAGGUGGAGGCCAAGCUGCUGGCUUUUGUCAGGGAGAAGACGGGCCUGACUGCCAAUGUUACCACACUGGAGCGACAGCGAGCAGAACUCAAGAAAAUCAAUGACUUCCUCAAAAACAAGAUUUCUGCUGAUGCUUCUAAAAAGAGAAUCAACUCUCUCACAAUGGAGUUGAUGGAGGCCCGGAAUCAUCUGGACGCUCGAAGCGCAGAACUGAGUGUCCUUCGAGUGAACAGUGAAGGACAGUUAAAGGAGUUGGACGCUGAACUGCAAGCUGCCAGGAAUACGGCGACAUCCCUGAAGGAGCGGAACACAAACCUGGAGGAUCUCCAUCACAUCUUAAAAUCACAGAACACUGAUCUCGAGACUGAAAACGCAAGAUUAAGUGCUGUGAUUUGCGAACUGAAGGAGGAACUCAAAGUCGUGCAGGGAUAUCUGGAUGCAGCCAAUGACGAGAUCCAGGAUCUCCGCCUCCAGCUUCGGGAGAAGAUGGCCUCUGGAUCUCAGGAGAAGCUCAAGGACCUGCAAGCCGAACUGGAGCAGCGCACCACCGAGCUCCAAUCCAUACGAGACGGGCUGAAACAAAAAGAGCAGGAGCUGGAGUCCUCCCAAAAGACUUUAAAAGUCUUGGAGGACGAGAUGAUCGAGGCAAACAAGAAAAUUUAUGAGGCCGAGACGACAAUUCAGCAACAAGAAGUGGAGCUCCUCAGACUGAGAGACGUGCUCAGGAGAACCGAGAACGAGCUGGACGAGAGAGUGGCGCAUCUAGAGCAGCGAUGUGUUUUCUCUGAGGAGGAGAGGAGCAGAGUUCAAGAGGAAGGCCUGAGGAGAGUCAACCAACUGAAAAAUGAGCUGAGCUCAUUGAGUGAGGCCAGAAGCGAGGCGCUGAGACUUCAAGUGAAGCUCAAGCACGCAAAUGAGACGCUUGAGAAAGACUUGGCAAAACAGAAGGAACUGGUGGAGACCCUGUCUGCCCUCGUCCAGUUUGAAAGAGAUCAGUCUGAGAAACAGGUCAAACAGCUGAAAGACGAGAUGGAGGAGAUCCUGGGGGAGCUCACGCUGAUGGAGGAGCAGGACGAGUGGAAGCAGGAGGCCAUCCUCACUCUGAAGAAACAAAAUGAAGACCUGGAGAGGCAGCUGAGUGACUCCAGGUCACUCCUGGAGAGUCAUCAGCUGCAGACAACGGAGAGUAAGGAGACGCUGUUGCGAGCGGAGGACCAGAUGGGUCAAAUCAAAAGAGACUGGGAGGAAGCCCAAACCGCGCUGGAGGUCGUUCGCUUGGAGAAAGAGAAACUCACGGACGAACUCGACCAAGCGAAGAACCACCACGCUAAGAUCAAGGAGGAGAAAGACGCUCUGGAGACCAGACUGCAGGCCGAGCUUGAGAGGGCAGCGGAGGAGAACAGCUCCCUUCUCUCUCAAUUAAAAGAGAGAGACGAGUCUAUACAUGCUCUCGAACACCACCUGAGCACGGCCGAGAGCGACAGGAGUCAGCUCCAGAGUCGCCUCCGUGAGGCCGAGAGCGACAGGAGUCAGCUCCAGAGUCGCCUCCGUGAGGCCGAGAGCGACAGGAGUCAGCUCCAGAGUCGCCUCCGUGAGGCCGAGAGCGACAGGAGUCAGCUCCAGAGUCGCCUCCGUGAGGCCGAGAGCGACAGGAGUCAGCUCCAGAGUCGCCUCCGUGAGGCCGAGAGCGACAGGAGUCAGCUCCAGAGUCGCCUCCGUGAGGCCGAGGGAGACGGCGUUCGCCUCCAGGAUCAGCUGGGCCUCACGGAGGAGAAGGCGCGGGCCUCCAGGGAGCAGGUGGAGGUGCUGAGCCAAGAGAAGGUCGCUCUGCAGUGGCAGAUAGAGGAGCAGCGACGGGAGCUGGACAGGCUGACUGCUGAGGUGCAGGAGAACAGCACCCAGAAUUCAGAGGGAGAGCAGUGGAAGAGUCUUUACGAGGAGCUGUUUGCUAAAGUCCAGCCAUUCCAGGAGCAGCUCAACGCAUUUGCUGCGCAGCGAGACGCUCUCCUAAAUGAGAACGGCGCAAACCAGGAGGAACUGAACAGACUGGCGGACGCUUACGCUCACCUCCUGGGACACCAGAACCAGAAGCAAAAGAUCAAGCACGUAAUAAAGCUCAAAGACGAGAACGUCGCUCUGAAGCAGGAGGUGUCAAAGCUCCGCUCCCAGGUCAGCAGGCAGAAGUGCGACCUGGAGCAGCUGAAGGCGAAGCUCCCCGGCGCCCCCCGCAGGAGGUUCGAUCCCGCCAAGGCCUUCCAGCACAACAAGGAAAACACGCCGUCUGGACCCGGCGAGGGCCUCGCUGAACUCGGCGCCUCAAGCCUCAAUGCAGCACUGAAGGAGGCUAACUGAGGUUAUUGGACUCUACUGUACAUACAAUAUUUUCAGAUUUCUUUUUUUUAUUUAACUCAGAAAGUUCUAUUGGAUAUGGGAGUGGUUCUGGGUGAGACACUGUUUUGUUUUCUAGUAAUUGUUCAAUAAAGACUGUUCUUUGA